UUCGGUUUAAGUCCGAUGUCCUUCAAUUUAAUCAGAUGUCAGAACUACUUAAUCAAAAAUCAUCAAUACAGGGAAAAAUUCCUUCAGGAUACCUUAAUGCUAUUUUUGAUUUAACUGGAGCCUGGUUGAAUGAUGCUUCUGAUGCCAAGUAUCUAGCCUUUGAUGGUUAUUUCAUCUCACUUUACUAUUUGCACCUUACUGCAUCAACUUUAGUACUUCAUGACCAUGUAAAGAAGGCUGUUCCUUCUCACUGGAAUCCAGCAUCAUUGUCUAGAUUUAUCCUAACUUAUGGAACACACAUUAUUGUGGGAAUGGCUGUUGGAGGCCAGGAUUUACUUUGUGUUAAACAGAGACCGACUUCUUCAAUUCCUCCAGCUGAACUCAAGGGAUAUUUGGAGGAUCUUGGAGACUGUCUUUUCUCUGAUACUAGCAGUCCUAUUCCGGACAGGAAAGUGAUUGAUAACAAAAAAAAGGUUCCCGAAGUAUUUAAUCGUAUGUUACGGGAACAUACCAUGCAAUUUACCAGCAUUACUGAAACAUCAAGCAAGGAUGGACUUACACUUAUUUGGUCUAAAAGAGGAGGUGAUGUCUUUGCACAAAGCCACUCCAGGUGGCUUCAGACGAUGGCUGCUAAUCCAGAAGCUGUACUCUUCAAGUUUGUACCUAUUACUUCUCUGCUUAAUGGGAUUCCAGGGAGUGGCUAUCUUAGUCAUGCAAUAAACUUGUACCUCCGAUACAAGCCAGCUUUAGAAGAUCUACAGUAUUUUUUGGAGUUUCAAGUUCCUCGUCAGUGGGCACCUUUGUUCUGUGAGUUGCCUCUUAGACAUCAAGGAAGGAAGGCUGCUGUUCCUUCAUUGCAGUUCAGUUUCUUCAGUCCAAAGAUUUAUGUCAGCUCCACCCAGGUUACAAGUGAUCAAAAACCCAUUAUUGGCCUCCGCUUGUAUUUGGAAGGAAAGAAAAGCAACCAGUUGGCAGUUCAUGUUCAGCAUCUUUCAAGUCUUCCAAACAUAAUGACAUUCACCUCAGGCAACGAAAAUAUGUUCAGGCCACAGUGGCGAGGUUCUGAUGAUUAUGAUUUUAGCGAACAGUACUUAGAACCAGUCCGAUGGAAGAGAUAUUCAAAUGUAUGCUCAUCCGUAGUAAAGCACGAUCCCAGCUGGGUUGUAGGAGAAUCAGCUGGUGUUUUUAUUGUGACUGGUGCACAGCUAGUUACCAAGGGUAAAUGGCCAAGGAAAGUUCUUCAUCUCCGCUUGCUUUAUACACACCUCCCUAACUGCACCAUAUGGAAGACAGAGUGGGCAUCAGCACCUGAAGCGUCUCGCAAGUCAAGUUUCCUUACGAAUUUGAGCACGACUUUCACAUUCACCCAACGGGCAGUAAUGGACGCCCCGAAGCAACUUCCAGCGACCUUGAACUCCGGUGUGUAUCCCGAUGGCCCACCUGUGCCCAUUAGGUCUACGAAGCUACUAAAAUACGUAGAUACUACUGAGGUUGCACGAGGUCCAUAUGACACCCCAGGACAUUGGUUGGUUACAGCAGCUAAGUUGGUGGCUGAAGGUGGUAAAAUUGGCUUGCAAGUGAAAUUUGCAUUAUUAGAUUAUUCACAAAAAUGAUAAUGUUAUGUUGUAAAUAUUGAGUGGAAUUUAGGUUAUUAUUAAUAUGAUUUUGCUUUCUAUAUUAUUCUUUUUACCUAUAAAUGUUUUUCGCGGAGAAAUGGAGAUUGACAUCUUGUACAGAAACAAAAUUACUGAAUUUCGUGGUUGAUGAACAUGUACGUUUUAUCGUUUA
This is a messenger RNA of Olea europaea var. sylvestris, 1788 nucleotides long. RefSeq names its product MACPF domain-containing protein At4g24290-like. Gene Ontology annotation, cellular component: plasma membrane. Bases 36 to 1613 code for a protein of 525 amino acids. The record is from RefSeq and is a predicted model, not a curated record. The transcript has 7 exons. Gene Ontology annotation, biological process: regulation of salicylic acid mediated signaling pathway; plant-type hypersensitive response. NCBI's taxonomy places the organism in Eukaryota, Viridiplantae, Streptophyta, Magnoliopsida, Lamiales, Oleaceae.